Triticum urartu is the source of this 1728-nucleotide messenger RNA. RefSeq names its product NAC domain-containing protein 2. Gene Ontology annotation, molecular function: DNA binding. NCBI's taxonomy places the organism in Eukaryota, Viridiplantae, Streptophyta, Magnoliopsida, Poales, Poaceae. The record is from RefSeq and is a predicted model, not a curated record. Gene Ontology annotation, biological process: regulation of DNA-templated transcription.
UCCCCCUCCCUGUACAUGCAGCUGCCGCUUCUACCCCUGGAGAACCCUAACAACCACAGGUCCCUGCCACCCAGCGCUAACGGACAGGAUACCUUGGACCAUAUAAGCACACGCCCGCCCGUCCAUCCCAUCCGGCCACUCGAUCCCCAGGAUAGAUUCUGGUCUGGUCCAGUGUGUGUGUGUGUGAGCGUCUCCCUUCCUCUUUUGAUCGUGUGUGCAGCGUGCGUGUCGAUGGCGCAGCAGGGGCAGGGCGCGGCGACGUCGCUGCCGCCGGGGUUCCGGUUCCACCCGACGGACGAGGAGCUCAUCCUGCACUACCUCCGCAACCGCGCCGCCGCCGCGCCGUGCCCGGUCCCCAUCAUCGCCGACGUUGACAUCUACAAGUUCGAUCCAUGGGACCUCCCUUCCCAGGCGGUGUACGGCGACUGCGAGUGGUACUUCUUCAGCCCGCGGGACCGCAAGUACCCCAACGGCAUCCGCCCCAACCGCGCCGCCGGCUCUGGCUACUGGAAGGCCACCGGCACCGACAAGCCCAUCCACGACGCCGCCACCGGCCAGGGCGUCGGCGUCAAGAAGGCGCUCGUCUUCUACAAGGGCCGCCCGCCCAAGGGCACCAAGACGGCCUGGAUCAUGCACGAGUACCGCCUCGCCGCCGCCGUCAACACCUACAAGCCCAUCAAGUUCCGCAACGUCUCCAUGAGGCUCGAUGACUGGGUGCUCUGCCGGAUCUACAAGAAGACAGGCCUGGCGUCGCCGAUGGUGCCGCCACUCGCCGACUACGACCACAUGGCCAACCACGACGACCUCUCCAGCGGCGGCGCCUUCACCUACGCCACCUGCAGACCCCUGAUCAAGCAGCAGAAUCACCAGCAGCCGCACGCCGGGAGGCUCCCGACGUUCCCGUCCAUCUCCGAGCUGUUCGACGACUACCCGUUCGCGCAGAACUUGGACACCUACGUCGAGCACGGCGCCACCCACCACCUCGCCGUCCACCCCUCCCUGAACCAGCUCCUCCCCGUCGGCGACACUAGGCACGUAGUGGAGCCGUCGUACUACGCGCCGUCGACGUCGUCUCCAGACGCUAGCGGCGGGAGCGCCAGGAAACGCAAGGCGGUGAGCCCGGAAGAACGCGGCACGCACCAACCGUCGGCCAAGAAGCUCAACGGGUCGUGCUUCGAUGCGCCGCCGCAGUCGGCGAAUGGCUGGCAGGCCGUGGCGUCCGUGCUGGGCGGCCUCAACCAUCACAUGCUUCCUCAGUUCUAAGCCUGCUCUUCACGACCCUUCUUCAGGAUCUUCACGUCCGUGAUGGCGCACGUUGGACGAAAAAGAAUUCUUAUAUGACCUGCUUGUACGCUUCAUCUCAGUAGACCCCAUCUAUCAGAUGGCACGUGGCUUUGCAAAUCUCAAAGCAACCAAAGCACCCAACCUUAUGGUCCCCAUCACCAAAUCCUGGUGUUGAUUAGAAUUCCUAUAUGCCAUUUUUUUGAAAGAAAGGGUUUUCCCCGUCCCAUUUUAUUAUAAGUGAGGCACACAGGCCAAGUAGCAGGGCCAAAUUGACAAGAUUUCGGUAUUUUAAGCAACAAAUAGAGCCUACAAGCCAAACAUCAGGAGCCAAUCGUCGACAUGACAAAUUUAGCUAGACUGGCAUCUUGCAAAUCCAACGAUGGGUUGAUAUGGAGCUCUCCUCUUUGCCAAUCCAGAAUCAACAAGCAUCUUUGAAGCAACACA